GUCAUUUCCUGCUCGCAAAAACGCGGAAGAAGGCGGACUGACCCAAGUUGGGAGUUGGUCGAAUACGGAAGCCGAGCCAAGCGGGACCAGAAGUAACACCGCGACCAGAACCAGCGCUGACACGGGAGCGACUUGUACACAUUGUGGAAAAGAAGUCGAGUUGUUGUUUUGCAUUCACUUUUCGUUCUCGCAUUCCGCCUGCUAGCUGCUGUUGGCUAGUUAGCCUGUUAGCUGGGAACGUCCAGAAUAAUAAUAAAUAGAAGAAGAUGACUGGCGUGAGCAGCAUUGAGGCCGUCAAGAAGAAGAUUCAGUAUCUUCAAAGGCAAGCUGAAGAAGCCGAAGAGCGAGCAGAAACGCUGCAAAGGCAACUGCAGGAGGAGAAGAGGUCUCGUGAUGAGGCAGAGGCGGAAGUAGCGUCGCUCAGUCGCCGUCUUCAGAUGACUGAAGACAGCCUGGACCAGACCCACGAGCAGCUCACCUCUGCCAUCGGGAAGCUCGACAAGUUGGAGAAGGUGGCCGAUGAGAGCGAGAGAGGGAUUCGUGUGAUUGAAACUCGGGCGAUGAAGGAUGAGGAGAAGAUGGAGCUUCUGACAGCUGAGCUCAAGCAAGCUCAAAUCGUCGCUGAGGAGGCCGACCGCAAAUAUGAGGAAGUGGCUCGUAAACUGGUGAUGGGGGAGGAGGAACUGGAGCGUGCCGAAGCCCGAGCGGAGUUAGCUGAGAGCAAAGCUCGCUCGCUGGAUGACGAGCUGAAGAGUCUGAUGGCCAGUUCGAAGAGUUUGGAGUCUCAGGCCGAGAAGUUCUGUGUGCAGGAGGAACGUAGCGAGUUAGAGAUCAGCAGCCUAAGGAGUAAACUGAUGGAGGCAGAGAACAGGGCGGAGUCUGCCGAGCGCACGGUGGCCAAGCUGGAGAGAACCGUCGACGAGCUGGAAGAGUUGCUGUUGGCCGCCAAGACGGCCAACGUGGAUCUCAACACCAAACUCAACCAGACCCUUGAGGAUCUUUCCGCCUUCUGAACGAUCCACCUCUUGCUGUCACAUUCCUUAAUUAGUGGGAUCAAUAGUCACACGCUGGCUCCGUAAUUGCUUGCUUGCGUUGUGGGUGUGUGCUUGGAAGGGAACAGCCAAUCGUAUUUUUCUGCCAAACCGAAGGGGCCAAUUACAUCUCAUUCCGUGGCAUUGUGCAUUUUAUACUGUGACGUUAUCGACAUAUGAUUCUGUCAAGAGUAUAGAGUC
Molecule: messenger RNA, 1232 nt
Organism: Syngnathoides biaculeatus (alligator pipefish)
Lineage: Eukaryota; Metazoa; Chordata; Actinopteri; Syngnathiformes; Syngnathidae
Product: tropomyosin alpha-4 chain-like
Exons: 9
Coding region: 267-1013 (248 amino acids)
Biological process (GO): actin filament organization; muscle contraction
Cellular component (GO): actin filament
Molecular function (GO): actin filament binding
Source: RefSeq, a predicted model, not a curated record